UUCUUGGUCAAAUCCCCCAGUCGUCGUCUUGGCUGUGUAUCCGUGGACGGAGGUGAGUUGGCCAUUCAACGUCAUCCGUUCUUCCGUGAAAUCGACUGGGUCAUUCUGGAAGAACGUCGCGUUCGACCUCCGUUCCGUCCAAAAGUGCGCUCUCGCAUUGAUACGAGCAAUUUUGACAAGGAUUUCACCAAUGAGGAACCCGUGCUCACUCCCGCAGAUCACACAAGUGAACUUGCUGCGGUUGCACAGGAUGUAUUCGCGGAUUUCGACUGUAUAAACACGGACUACAGUGUGAUGCGUUAUCACACGACCAGACCCAGUCAGCAACAACCGUUACGUUCUGUUUGUGGCGGCCUUCAUGUGUCCAACACAGUCUUCACUACAGAUGAACCGGCCAGUCCACUGACAGCAUCCACACGUGAACCAUCGGCAACUACUACCACAAUCACUGCUUCUUCCGGCACAUUGACUCCUAUAAAGACCACAUCCAUUUCCUCCGUUCCGGAUCUAGGUACCUUAACCACGACCACCACAUCACGCAACGCAUCUCCAUCACUUACUCAACUCACCAUUAGUUCCCCCGGCAGUACUGCUUCUCCAGCGCGUAGUGUGCCCUCAUCACCGGUCCAUCCGCAUCCCCCGGCGAUAUCCAAUUGCGGACCUGACAAGGUGGCUCCCAAAUGGCUUGCCGAAUAA
Molecule: messenger RNA, 696 nt
Organism: Echinostoma caproni
Lineage: Eukaryota; Metazoa; Platyhelminthes; Trematoda; Plagiorchiida; Echinostomatidae
Source: the annotation of a GenBank genome assembly